GUUUUUCCCUCUUUUUCAAUGCCUCCUCGACCAAGGAAAAACACACCAGAAACGACCCAAAGCCGCUUGACUGAAAAGUCCGUCGGGCCCCUUGACAACUUUCAUGGUAAAGUUGCCGACAAGCAGCUCGGCUGGAUGGGAAGACUCCUACUGCUCGGGGCUUUGGGCCUGUUUUGGAUCUUCCAGAGGGAAAAUAUGAUACCGAUGCGAUUUCGUUUGCCGAGAGUUAUUCGGGGUGUGAAAGAGGCUACUACCACUCCUUGUCGAGAUGAAUACGAAAUGAAGGAAAUUCAAUCGUGGGUGGAUACUCAUCUCGCCGCAGCCCGUCAGUACAGGUCUGCUAAUCCUAUUGAGGACAAGCCAGAUAUGUUACUACUGCUCGGUGGUCCUGGCGCUGGAAAAGGUACACUUUUACGUAAAUGGCGUGAAGGAGGAGGUCCGAGAGACGCCUUCGCCUUGAUCGGUCUCGAUGAGUUCCUACAGUUCGUUCCCGAGUUCAACCACUCUGCUAACGACAAGUAUUUCGUAUUCGAAGAUGCGGCCAGCCCGAAGUGUUAUAAACCUGCAAUAAAAGCGGCGAAGUUGGCCAAUACAGUGGCUGUUGCUGAGGGUCUCAAUGUUAUAUAUGAGGACACUGGCAAGGACAUAACUCGUCUUGUUGAGCGUGUUAUACCACCUUAUAAAGAGGCAGGCUACCGUAUCACCAUAGUGCUGGUUCACAACGAGCCCGAUAUUGCCAUUCAACGUGCGUUCAUGCGCUUCCUUGGUGAUGGACGUUUGGCUGAUGAGGAGUAUAUAAAGAAAUCAUUCAAAAACGUUGAUGAUAAUUAUUAUAUAGUUCGUAAUAGGCCCACUAUAGACGAGGCGGUUUAUUGUGAUAAUACUUGUCGCUUUGGAAGGCCCUUCAUCAGCCAUACUGCGGCUGGCUCUGUCCCUGAGAACUGUCUUAGAUGCAAGCCUGACGGUGGAGAAGAGAGACCUGUCAGACUCCUUGAGUCACUACUGCGCAUAACUGAUCCGUUGCCUUGA
Molecule: messenger RNA, 1029 nt
Organism: Perkinsus marinus ATCC 50983
Lineage: Eukaryota; Perkinsozoa; Perkinsida; Perkinsidae
Exons: 3
Coding region: 19-1029 (336 amino acids)
Molecular function (GO): kinase activity; ATP binding
Source: RefSeq, a predicted model, not a curated record